AUGUUGACCGCCGACGCCGCCAAACACGGCCGUGAGAGCUCACCACCGCGUGCAGCCUCGCCCACCACCAAUGGCUCUUUCCUGCAGAUGCCGCUUUCCCUUCUCGGUUCCGUCUUGCGCGGCCAGACUCCUUCACCGUCGCAGGCGACCCUUCCUUCUACCCAUACCGACCCUACGACCGAUGCCCCUGACACUCCUACGCGCGCCUCGCAUAGGGAUGCGAUGAAGAAGCCGCAUGACGAAGCCACCAUCACCCUCGCUCCUUCGAGACCUGUCUCCUCCGGCAGCGAUACUAUCAGCGUCAAGCCCAAGAAGCGGACCCCUCGUUCCAAGACAUCCUACAUCAUCGCCCGACCCGUAAACACUCGCUCCAAGCUACACAGCCGGCAAAGGGUUGCCCUGCAGCUGCACCAAGUCAUUGCGUCACAGCGACCAAAGCCAGCCUACGAAGUCGUCCCUUUCUCGGCCAUCCCCCAGCGAGCCUCGAGACGUCUUUCGCGGAGCUUCAACACCAGGGAAAGGCUGGGACCACACGAUCUCCUCAUUGCGCAAGCAGAGGCAUACAACAGUCAGGAUGACGAGAACAAGUCGGAAGAAGAUCGCUGGGGCUCGCGCGACAUAAUUGGUGUCAUCAGUUCACGGAAGUGCGACAGGGGGGUUACUGAGACAACGGAGAUUUGCAUGAACGACGGGACGAGUCGCUGGGCAGUCACCGACAUGCCAAACGGAGGCUACGAGUUCAAUAGCACUGACGAACAUGGACUGACGCUGAAGGCUCGUUGGGUGUUGAAGCCAAACCACUCGCGUCGUGUGUCGAGCAUGUCGGCGACUGGGCCACUGUCGCCAUCGCUCCCUCAAGCUCCAGACGAGAAGAAGUUUACCUUCAGCACCUUGAGUGUCAACUCCAGACGCCAUCCCAUCAUUGCGACAAUGACCCGCAGUCGCAUAGAUGUCAUGGAUACCUACGCAAUGCCGUCUGCUGCCUCACCGUCAACGCCUAGCAUAACUUCUUACACCCAGUCACCCACUACCGACACCUCCAGCAUCGACAUCAACACCUUCAUGGACACAUUGACGGAUAAGCUCCCCACCGAGACAGGCGACGCACUCCGACAAUUCAUCUUAGCUUCUGGCGUCUGGGUUGCGUCUAGAGAAUUCGCGACCGAGAGCCCCUCCUUGUCUUCGCCUCCAACCUUGACACCCUCUGCAACCUUCCGUCCAUGCGCCAACCGCACAUUCUCCAUGUCCAUGUUGGACUGCCCGCGCUCGCCAUCUCCAGCAUCGACUCUCGACGAGAAGCGCCGCUCGUUUCCUCGGAUGUUCAAACCUAGCAUGGAAAGGCUCCCCCGUCGCACGACAAGCUUCACGGAUACUCCUCCUUCGCCUGCAUCAACCAAAACGGCGAUACAUGCCUCUCCGGUCCCUGUUGUCAAGACACGUGCGCGACGUGCGAAUUCCACCGGCACCGCCCUGCAUAGCAUGACAGGCAGUAUGAGGAAGAAGUACGGCCUCACUUUCGAAGACCAGACACUCGUCGAGACCCCCGAAGAGCGCACUAUGAAACGCAGCGUAGAGCUUCUUCGCAUCAAAGAGCUCUCACUCCCUUCACCUAUAGAACGUCCCUCCGCCGAGUCAACCCGCCCACUCCCUGCCGCCAUCCCCUCCCCCGUCGUCAUCUCCCCAUCAACCGAAGGCCCAAGCUCGCCCGCGCCUCUCCUCGCCUCCCCGCUCCUAUCGCCCGCCAUGCCAGAAACCGAACGUUCCCACAAGACACAAUCCGCUUAUGCGCCGAUCACAACAACCGGCAUGUGGGAUUCCGGCGUCACCGAUGGACCUGGACUCAAGAAACGUCCCACAAGCAUGUUUGUCAUGAACGAGAAGAAGCGCAAGCAAGAAAAGAAAGGUGGGCGUAGUAAGAGUAAGGAGGGCAAGAGCCAAGCUACUACUGAGGAUGGCAACGAAGGUCUUGGGCUCAAGAGGAAAAGCGAUUGGUACAUGUACAAGAUCAAGCUUCGCCUAAAGAACUGCUUUAAGAAGGAGAAGGCUUGA
Messenger RNA from Alternaria infectoria, 2049 nucleotides. RefSeq lists its product as uncharacterized. NCBI's taxonomy places the organism in Eukaryota, Fungi, Ascomycota, Dothideomycetes, Pleosporales, Pleosporaceae. The record is from RefSeq and is a predicted model, not a curated record. The transcript has a single exon. Bases 1 to 2049 code for a protein of 682 amino acids.